CCUAAGCGUCUUUGACCUUGCCUCCCCUGCCUCCCCUUCCCCUACCUCCGCUGCAGUGUGCCCCGCUCACCCCGCCUUUAAGGCAACAUGCACUGGAGCACAAAAAUCUCCGCCCUCAAGACAUCACGCGUCCCACCAUCAAAGUUUCCUCCCAUUCUCCCCCGUAUCACGGUCCCACAAGCAUAGCAUACCUAGCAUCAUGUCCGACCAAGACGCCCUAACGCCACGUGUAUUCCUUGUGCGUCAUAGAGAGACAAGUUGGGCCAAGUCGGGCCGCCAUACAGGCACUAUAGAGAUUGAACUCACUGCGGAAGGUGCCGCGCAGGUCUCCUCAACUACGGCAAGUUUAGUGGGUGCCGGUAAACUCCUCGACCCGUCCCGCCUCGUGUAUGUCUUCAUCAGCCCGAGAACAAGGACGAGAAGAACGUUUGAGCUGCUCCUGUCGCCUUCCCUCGGCACCGGUGAAUGGAACAAGAGCGUUACCUACACCGAGGAUAUUGCAGAGUGGAAUUAUGGUGAUUAUAAGGGGCUUAUGGCCGGGGAGAUCAGAAAAUUGAGAAAGAAGAAGGGGCUGGACCGGGAGAGGGAAUAGGAUAUCUAGAGGGAUGGAUAUAAGGGUGGAGAGUAUAUUGUGCUGAACUUUCACCUGUUCCUAAUACCGUUGUGUCUCCUCUCUCUUUUUUCUUUUUUUGUUGUUGUUGUUAUUGUUGUUG
This is a messenger RNA of Chaetomium strumarium, 713 nucleotides long. Its product is annotated as histidine phosphatase superfamily. The record is from RefSeq and is a predicted model, not a curated record. The transcript has 2 exons. Gene Ontology annotation, biological process: ribose phosphate biosynthetic process. Gene Ontology annotation, molecular function: sedoheptulose-bisphosphatase activity. Bases 200 to 592 code for a protein of 130 amino acids. NCBI's taxonomy places the organism in Eukaryota, Fungi, Ascomycota, Sordariomycetes, Sordariales, Chaetomiaceae.